AUGGCGCGGACCUGCGGUGCUGUCCGCCUCCUCCUCCUUCUUCUCCUCCUCCUCCUCUGCAGCUCCGCGGCGGCCGGACCUACGUUCCUGGUGGCAGUUCCUUGGAACAUCAGGCCCGGAGCAAACGUGACUGUUGGGGUAGCUUUACUGCCGGACAGCCCAGCACAGGUUACCGUAAGGGGAGAAGUGAUCAGAGAUAACGAGACCAUCUUGAGCAGGGAAAUGGUCUUUGAGCCAGAUUCCUUUGGGACUCUUGUUCUUCCAGUACUGCCUUUGAACAGUGCUUCUGGGAAUUAUGAAUUACUGGUGGAAGGCCAUGCUGAUGGCCGGCGCAUCUUCUCUAACCGUACCAGCUUGAUGUACAUGUCAAAGAGCAUCUCCGUAUUCAUCCAGACUGAUAAAUCUAUGUAUAAACCGGGACAAGACGUGAUGUUUCGGAUUGUCACCGUCUAUCCUGAUCUCAAACCUUACAAGGCGUCUCUGAAUAUAUAUAUCCGAGACCCUCGGAAGAAACUGAUUCAGCAGUGGUUGAUGGAGGAGGGUGAUUUGGGCGUAGUUUCCAAAAAAUUUCAGUUAUCAAUGAAUCCUCCACUAGGAGACUGGUCCAUAGAGGUGGAAGUGAACGGUCAAGUACAUUAUCAAAGGUUUAAAGUGAUGGAAUAUGUUUUACCAAAAUUUGAUGUUAUGAUAACAACACCAUUAUACUAUUCUUUGAGAGAGAAAGACGUAACUGGUGUUGUCACUGCAAAGUACACGUAUGGAAAGCCAGUAAAGGGAACUGUAACGAUCACUUGCCUUUCUGUCUCUUAUUGGACAAACAAGAGAAAUAUAACAACAACAAUGGAGAUAAAUGGAUCUGUGAAUGUAACCUGUAACAAGCUUAUGCUGCAAAACUUGAAUGCUGAUCAGUCGUGGCACCAAGGUGACAGUGAUUACACAGAGCCAAUAGAAAUUAUCGCAGUGGUCACCGAGUCACUCACAGGAAUCUCCCAAAAUUCAAGUACCAUCAUAUUUCCAAAGCAAAGUGACUAUUUUAUUGAAUUUAUGGACUACUCUAGAGUUAUAAAACCAUCUCUGAACUUCAUAGCUACUCUAAAGGUGACACGUUCUGAUAGCAACCAGCUGACAGCUGAAGAGAGGCAGAAUCUUGUCACAAUCACUGCACAACAGUCAGACCUGCUUUUUCACCACUCUUCACUUUCUCACCUUGAGAAUGAGGCAACAGAGGAGAGAAAUCUGACAGUCCAUGUCCUGAAUUACACAGUCCCAGAAAAUGGAAUAAUUGAUAUUGAGUUUCCAAUCCUGUCUGAUACAAAAACUCUGAGAGUUCAGGCAGAAUUCCUCAGCAGUAGGACCGACAUAGGUGUUUAUGAUGUGUUCAGCUCCCCCAGCCACACUUAUCUCCAGGUUAAAACAAAGAGCCAGGAUAUAAAGGCUGGGAAGCCUUUUGAGCUGAGCAUUGCAAGCAACAAGCCAGUGAGAGAGUUCCACUAUCUGAUAUUAUCUAAGGAACAAAUUGUGGCUUUUGGUACAAAGGCUGCAAAAACAUUCACUUUAACAGCAGAAAAUUCCUGGGCUCCUUUGGCAUGUAUACUUGUAUUCUAUGUUGAUGAGCUUGGAGUGGUUGUAAAUGAUGCUCUCACUGUCCCCGUUCAGCCUGUUUUGGAUGACAAGAUUAAAAUCUCUUGGAGCAAAGAUAAAGUCAAGCCAUCUGAGAAAAUCUCCCUUAAAAUCAGUACAACAGAACCAGGAUCAGUAAUUGGACUUGCAGUUGUUGAUAAAAGUACAAAGCUUCUAGGAGAAAGUAGUGACAUAACAGAAGAUUCUGUCUUCCAUGAGCUCAAUUUAUACAGCACAGUGCAGUAUUUCCCCCUGGUCAGAGGUUCUUUUGGUGUCUUUCAGAAAUGCAGCCUUUGGGUAUCAACUGAUGCAAUUCUUGAGGAGGAUAAGGAACAUUUUCUUUAUGGUGGAAUGAUACCCAUAGAGGAUGGUUUCGGUGAUGAUAUGCCAGUAUCUAAAAAUGGACCUCCUGAUUUCAGUAAUCUCUACGUGAGGACACAUUUUCCAGAGACUUGGCUUUGGAUCGACACUAAAACUAGAUCUGACACAGACACCACAAUGGAAGUCAUGGUACCUGAUACCAUCACAUCCUGGGUAGCCAGUGCUUUUGUGAUGUCUGAAAACAGCGGGCUUGGAGUGACGACUGCUCCGGUGGAGCUAGAAGCUUUUCAACCUUUCUUCAUUUUCCUGAACCUUCCAUACUCUGUCAUCAGAGGAGAGCAGUUCAUUUUGGAAGUGAACAUCUUUAAUUAUUUGAAAGAAGAAGCUGAGGUUACUGUGAUCCUGGAUAUGAACGAUGCUUUUGAAAUUAUUCUAACAUCCAAUGAAAUAAAUGGUACAGAAAAUCAACAGUCUAUAUCUGUACCAAGUGAAGAUGGGAAAACUGUCCAAUUCCCAAUCAAACCGAAACAGCUGGGAGAGAUUCCUAUCAAAGUGACAGCAAUAUCAUCUGCUGCUUCUGAUGCUAUCAUCCAGAAAGUUUUAGUAAAGGCUGAAGGAUUGGAACAGACGUAUUCUCAGACAGUCCUUUUGGAUUUGACUGGGAAUAAACCACAAGCAGUGUCAAAAACUUUGGAUUUCACUUUUCCUUCUGAUGUUGUAAGUGGCAGUGAGAGAGUGCAGAUCACUGCUGUUGGUGAUUUACUUGGGCCUUCUAUCAAUGGUUUGUCAUCAUUGAUUAAGAUGCCUUACGGCUGCGGUGAACAGAAUAUGAUCAAUUUUGCUCCAAAUGUUUAUGUUUUGCAAUACCUGACUAAAACCAGGCAGCUGAGAGAGGAUAUUAAAUCAAAAGCUCUAUCAUUUAUGAGAAAAGGCUACCAGAGAGAGCUGCUUUUCCAGAGGGAUGAUGGCUCUUUUAGUGCCUUUGGAAAUGAAGAUCCCUCUGGGAGCACAUGGUUAUCAGCUUUUGUAUUAAGAUGUUUCCUUCAAGCUCGUCCAUUUAUAGAUAUUGACCAAGAUGUACUCAUGGAUACAGCUAAAUGGAUUGUCCGGCAUCAGAAAUUAAAUGGAGAAUUUCAUGAGCCUGGGAAAGUGUUACACAGUGAUCUUCAAGGAGGCACCAAUAAUCCAGUCACUCUCACAGCUUACAUCAUGUCAUCCCUCCUAGGGUUCCCAGAUAAACAGCAUGCUUAUGUCAUCAAGAGUGCUACAAACUUUCUAGAAGAUAAAUUAGAAGAAGGCAUUUCGGAUAAUUACACUUUGGCACUUGUAACGUAUGCAUUGUCCUGGGCAAAAAGUACAAAAGCAAAGGAAGCACUGAAUAUACUGAACCAGAGAGCAGAACACCAAGGAGAAUUUCGUUUCUGGAUAACACCUGCUUCUGAAAUUUCUGAUUCAUGGCAGCCACGGUCCAUCGAUAUUGAACUCGCAGCGUAUGCUCUGCUUUCGCACUUUCAUCAAGACAGAUUAGCAGAGGGGAUCCCUAUUAUGAAAUGGUUAAGUCAGCAAAGAAAUCACCUUGGGGGAUUUUCAUCUACUCAGGACACGGUGGUGGCUCUGCAAGCCUUGAGUCUAUUCGCAACUCUCACUACUGCAAGCAAAACAGAAAUCGAUGUAACAGUGACAGCACCUUCUUUGAAAAUGCCAGAAACAUUUUCAAUUGAUACUCAAAACCGUUUUCUGCUUCAGACCAAGGAGAUUGCCCCUGCACAACCAAUGACAAUUACAGUGGCAGCAGAGGGAACAGGAUUUGCUGUCUUUCAGCUUAAUGUUAUUUACAACACAAAACAUACUGAUCAGAGGCUCAGAUCUGUCCGAAAACAAGAAGCCUUUGACUUGAAUGUUGAUGUAAAGGAUGACAAAGAUGAUAAAAACCAUUUGACCUUGAAUGUGUGCACAAGGUACUUGGGUUCUGGCACAGCUCCCAGUAGUGGUAUGGUCCUCAUGGAGGUUGGCUUACUCAGUGGUUUCUCUGUGUCACCAGAUUUCAUUCCAUUAGACAAUACAGUUAAGAAGAUGGAAAAGGACAAUGGAAAAGUCAACCUAUACUUAGACUCUCUAAAUGAAACACAGGUUUGUGUGGAUAUUCCGGCUGUGAGAGACUUCAAAGUGGCAAAUAUCCAAGAUGCUUCAGUGACUAUAGUGGAUUACUAUGAACCUAGGAGAAGAGCAGUGAGAAGCUACAAUUCAGAAGUAAUGCAAAGUAUAACUCCUUGUGACUUCUGUGAAAGUGAUUGCAGUCUUUGCCACCGAGAUGGUUCUCCAGCCUUGCUUCAGCACUCUUCAUUGGCCUCCUUGUUCUGUGUGCUGUUUGUCCUUCAUGUAAACUUGCUGUGCAGUUGGGUGCUGUAAAAGGAAACAGAUUGUGUUUCACAUCUAAGGUUUCCAUAAAUUAUCCAAAGAAAAUUUUAUGUUCAGAUACCAGCUUGUCUUUAGUGAUUACAGUGACCAAACUCCUGCUGCGUUCAGGGAGAGCUGGGCUGGCCCAUAUGGUACAUUUCUGGCUGUGCCAGAAAACUUCUUUAAGUGUCUGCUGGAAAAACUUUACAAGUGUUAGUUUCAUACUGAAGUUAUUUUCUGAAGAAGCACAGAAUUACCAAGAAAGCAGUCUGAGAAAAUACAAACCUAGCUCCAUGUUCCCACUCCCUUUUUACCCCAGCUUUCAAUUGUGCUUGUUUUUUAGGGUUGUAUGUUAGUUUACCAUGCUUUUCUGAAACACUGUCUGCUUCUCCGUUGAGGUGUUGGUAAGCAGAGCACUGGGAGCUUGGUAUCAGAGCUCACUUUGUUCUGUUCUGCAGACAUGACACUUAACAUUAAUAUUGAAUUUCGCUGUAUGCUCUCACGGGGAAUAAUAUGAAAAAUAAAAAGAGCUGGCUUCAGAGCAGAUCCAAGAGCCAAAAGUGCUGCAUUCACAAACUGCUGAACGCUCCAGAAAAUUGUCAGUCUUUUUUUAUCGUUACAGAGAAGCUAGGUGGAUUUUUUGCCAAUUCAUAAGCUAAUCAUAUUUGAAAAUAAGGCCUCAGGAUGUUCUCAUGCAUUUUACUCUGAAAGGCUUUACUGUAAAUGUAUCAAAGAUGGAGUCUACGUUUGAGGCUUCAUUUUUCCAGGGUUAUUCAGAAACAAACCUAAUUCUCUUUCCAUGUGAGAAUGCUGGUGUCCACUGGCAUAUUUAUGGCCAGCAGGAUGAAGGUUGCUUUGAUCCUUUUCUGGUUUUUGGAAGUCUUCUAGAAACGUCACUCUGGGGCAUCAUUUAUGUCUUGCGUUUGCAGUGUCAUCUUGUCAACGAUUUAAGUGGCAUAACCCUAAGCAGCUGUUUACUGCUCUCUGUGCCAUGUCAGCUGAAUGCCAUCUGUGCAUGUAACUCCUGUUGUUGGUUGGUGAGAGAGGCUUUUAGGAGGUGUGGGCUGCACAUGCAUUCAGUCCAGCAAAACAAUUGACAUGCUUGCUUAACUUUAAGCACAUCCUUGUAUGCUUAAGUGCUUUGCUGAAGUGGGAUGGAGGAGAGGGACGGUGAAGAGCAACAGGCACUUUUACACCCAAACCUGCUCUUUGCACAUGGGGAGAAUUACAGGUCUCUAUGAAUGUGGAAACGUGUGAGCUUGAGAGCUCUUCCCUCCUGAGUGAGUGUAUGAAUGUCUUCCCUAUCUGGCAGCCAAUUUAUCCUUUCUGAACACUGCCUGUGAUAUCUAAUGCUUACUUCUUUUUGAUAAGGAAGCCAAGCUGAUAACAUUCCUAGUUACUAAAAUGAAGUUAAUAGCUGUCAUGCCGACUAACAGAGGUAGAAAUUUUAAGGCUGUUGAUUCUCUUUCUUUCAUACCUUUUUGAGACGGAGUGUGUACGUGUGCACAUGUAAUAAUAUUGCAGUCACUUUCCUAGAGAAAUUUCUAAUUUUUAUUCAAAUUUUGCUACUGCUCAAAAUGUAUGUUUUUGUAUUUUAUGCUCAUCUAUACUCUUGUUCACAAAGGAAAUUAGUGGAUGAUAGCAUGGGAAGAGGCCUGAACUUCCUGAACUGAGUGCCGUCUAAUACUGAGGUGUAGGUUUUUAACUGCAAAGCUAGUUUAGGUGGGGUUAUUUGUUUUACUUUAGCUGUAUUUAGAAUUUAAAAUGUUUUUCACAAACUUGGGGUUCUGUUCUGUCUCUCUGGCAGAGCUUAGGCCUGGUUCUUUGUAUUCAGUUCACGCUUUUCACUUGUCUUUGGUGCACUUUGGAUCUAGCCCCUUGAAUAGCUGAUUAGUGCCUUAAUAUGAGUGCCUGUGCUGCUCUGACCCACAUGAAGUAAAACCGUAUUUACUGAAAUCCAAAGCACUACUUAGUCAAUAGCAUGCAGGAUCUGACCCUCUGUAAGUCAGUCAUGCCCUUGGUUACACUGGUCCAAAGCUAAUAGAAACCAAGAUACAAACUGAAACACAUCUUUGCAUCUCAAAUCCUUUACCCAUGUAUGGGAGCAUAGAUUGAAUUGUGCCAAGUGUAUGAUCUGGAAAACAUUCAUGCUCUAAACUGGGGUGUGUUUUGCUGUGGGUUUGAUUUAUUUGUGACCUAUGAAAGCUUUUGCCUUUGGGGACAGCAGCCUUGACGUGUCAUUUGCCUCCAUUUAAUAUAAUUUCGAGAACCCAAAGCUCACAUACUUUCAGUUUUUCUUAUAUGUAGAGCUUCUAAGAGGGACAUUGAUACCUGAUUAAUCUUAGGAUAAAGAGGCUUAUUUUCUAGACAAGAUGUACUGGAGAUAAACUACUCCUUUGCAGUAGAUAGUAGGAAUAAAUUAGUUUUAUUUUGCAGGCAGUCCCAGCUUCCUGAAUAUCCUUCAGAAAAAUGAAUUUAAACUGCUCAGCCUAAUUUCAGACAGUGCAGCUUUUAUUAGUAUUCCCUUACAUUUGUUUUGAGGCAAACAACACAUGUUUUUAAAUGACUCUUGGCUGCCUUGCACACCCUACUAAGAAGCAUCAGUCAUAAUGCACCAUGUCAUGGAAAUUGUUGGAGUCAGUGAACAAACAUCCUCUUUUAUUUUACUUUUUUCUAUACAGCAGGCAUAUCAUUACAGACAUCCAAAUCUGCCUCUGUACUAAGCUAUUUUAAAGGAACAGUGUACAUCGUAUGACUUCAAACAAAUGUUUAUACCAGGUGGGCUUUAACAUUCCUACACCAAUGCCUUCAGUUGAGGCUAGUGCUUUGAAUAAGUUGCAGAGGAUAAAUUUUGUAUUGUGUGUUGGUAGUGAAUGGAACAGAGGAAAGGGAAUAUUAUGUGGCAUAGUGACUUUUUUUGUUUUCCUCGUUAUUAUAUAGGAACCUUUACACAAAUGCUCAGCAUAUAUAAUUUUCCCAUUGCUCUGUAAAGUCAGGUUUUGAUGUUCGAGGGGCCAUGCUCCCACUGAAGUUAUUAGGAAAUCUUUUAGCAAAAAAUUUUUAGGAACUCUUUAGGACCAGGAUCUUUAAGGAGCUUUAAGGAGCAGUGGUAAAAGCAGUCAGGAAAAGGUAUUUUGUGAUGGAGUCUUCCUGUUGCAUUGCCUGAACAUUUCUGUGUGGUUGCUGUUUCUUUGAAAUCUGAGUAUUCUCUGGUACUUCUGUGCCCUUUUCAGCCACAUGCUGUCAAUGGACAUGGUCUGGGCAGGGCCAUUAAUAUGCUAUUAAAUCAGUAGGAAAUAGUCAUUUAUUUAGGAUUGAGUUUAAAACAAAAACAUAAUGCAUUUUAAAAGAUCUCCCCCUCACAUUCUACCUUUGCUGUCAUCCAUGAUCUUAGCCGAGGUUUUCUCUACAGGUUUCUCUGUGGGUGUCAUCUAGAAACCUUCUAUACUGAACGCUGUUGUACAGAACAGGGAACGAGUGCUGCCUAAGGGGUUUACAGCACCUCGGAGCCUGCAUGCUGGGCCAGCUCGAUGGAUGGUUUGGUUCCCAGUGUGGCACCAGCAUGCUCCCAUUUACUUCACAAGCAGGAGCUUGUGGCUUGUGCACAUCAAUGGCAUGUGAUAAAAGGGAGAAGUGGCCAGACUGGUGCAGGAGAAACAGAAGAGCCAAGAUCCAACAUUAUGUGCCUCUCUUUUGCCUUGAAAGUCAGUGUUGAAAAUCGGACCUAAGAUCCAAAAAUUGGUUUUAUUCAGUUUUCAAAAUAUUAUUCUAGCAAUAUUUCUCCAAAUGUGUUGUUCAGGUUGGUAUGAAUAUUGACAAUAUUUGGUUUAAGCAGAUUCCUGCAGAAAGCAUAUGUAUAUACAUAGCCAUUGUGUAGGCUCCAGUGUACUACAGUGUGCAAUGUAUGUGCAAUUAAAAACAUACAAGAUCUUCACAAAGUGGCCAAACCAACAACAUUGUGUGAUGUUCUGUUUUUCAAAAUAUACAGUUAAGUGUUUAGGAAAGAUUAUAUUUGGAAAGCAACUGGUACCUAAUGGCAUAAUUUUUCUAUCUAUAUCUCAAACACUAAGAAAGAGUAUUCAAUUUUAAUUCUAAUGGCCAAUAAUAUUUCUGUUCUAGCCUUUCUUCUUCUACCAUAAAUCUUUAUGCAGUGAACUAUAUUUAUGUGUUUAGUCCUCUAAAUACACAGAAGAUUUUGAAAUUAGAUGUUCUCACUAGUAAUUUAUCCAUAAAAUAUAACAACAGUUAUGUGAUCAGGUCUUUUGAGUUAUUAUUAGAUUCUCCUUUUCCCCAUGUCAAAAUAUUUCACUUCAGUGUUGUUUCUUAUUCAGUUUGUUGUAUUUUUGUGUGCCACUUGGAAAUAUCAUUGCACUAAUGCUAUUCUAUGCAAUAAAGCCUGACAGUGUGCUGUAUUAGAUCAAUCCAGUGAUUAUUUUUGCUAAUGGAUAGCUCGUUAUUUUCAGAUGUGUAUGAGCAUUAAUUGCUUAUGUGCUACAUUUGAGUCACCAGAACUCCAAUGUUAAGGUUUCUCUUUAAUUUCAAAUCAUACAUUUUAUUUCUGUAUUUCUUAGUGGUUACCCAAAAGCUUCAUCAGCCUUGCUCAGAUCUUACGAUGUUAUAUUAUGCAUUGGGUUUUUUGUUGUCGUUUUUAGUAUUGUUAGGUUGGGUGGGAUACUAAUAUGAGGAAGAAAAUAUAAAAAACGCUGUCUCAAAGGAAGUAUCAUAUAAGCAGGUGUAAUGUACCAUACAUUAGCUGUCCUACUGGCUGUUGCAUCUCUUCUUUUUCCAUAUCAGGCCUUAAGCAAUUUGAACUAAAAUUCUUGGCUGCCUUGAGAUGUAGUCAGAUAGAUACCCAUUUUGAUCUAGUUUAGGAUCAUCAUAUGCAUUUCCACUUUUGAUCAAAUCAGAAAUGGUAGAAAAAGAAUGCUUUUAUGAGCUGUUUUGAGCAAACAGAGGUGAACUAACAUGCCAGCUAUGCAAAUUGCUUCUGUCUUUUCAAAUAAUAAAACAAAUGUUAAGGAACUAGACUGUUUCACAGGAUUUUGGGAAGUUGUCAUUGAUUUAUUUUUCUUCAAAUAAAGUUUGCAAUAGCUAUUUUUAAAUUGUAUUAAAGAUGACUUUUAAUAAUA
Molecule: messenger RNA, 9467 nt
Organism: Gymnogyps californianus (California condor)
Lineage: Eukaryota; Metazoa; Chordata; Aves; Accipitriformes; Cathartidae
Gene: CD109
Product: CD109 molecule
Exons: 33
Coding region: 1-4350 (1449 amino acids)
Cellular component (GO): extracellular region
Molecular function (GO): endopeptidase inhibitor activity
Source: RefSeq, a predicted model, not a curated record